Molecule: messenger RNA, 1179 nt
Organism: Zea mays
Lineage: Eukaryota; Viridiplantae; Streptophyta; Magnoliopsida; Poales; Poaceae
Exons: 1
Coding region: 77-973 (298 amino acids)
Biological process (GO): regulation of DNA-templated transcription
Molecular function (GO): DNA-binding transcription factor activity; DNA binding
Source: RefSeq, marked provisional
GGCGACGACGCGGCACAUCCGGCACCGCGGCAGGGAGAGAGGGAGGCCGGGCGCGGUCGAGUUCAUCACACCGAGGAUGCAAGGCGGCGGCAUCGUCGAGCUCGCCAGGCAGGCGGCGGCCUCGGCGAGGACCGACCCAGCGGCGCGCCUGGCGGCCUUGCAGCCGGUGCGGAGCUACCGCGGCGUGCAGCAGCGCAACAGCAGGUACACCGCCGCGAUCUGGAACACCCACGCCGCGCGCACGCUGUGGCUCGGGUCGUACGAGACCCCCGAGGAGGCCGCGUACGCGUACGACGCCGCCGCGAGGAUCAUGCGCGGGCACAGGGCCAGGCCCAACUUCCCCGAGCCGGAGGUGUUCGCGGGCCUCGUGCUCGCGCUGCCGAUGCCGACGCGCGCUCGCGACCCCGCUGCGGCGGCGGCGGCUCAUCAGGUGGCCUUCGACAACUGGCUGUCUGCGUCGGUGGCCGCAGCGGAGCCACAGCGUCUGAGAAGCAGGCCGCCCGCGGCGUUGUUCCCGCACCACCACCACCACCAGCAACGCCCGGUGCCACCGCCACCGUUCACGCAGUUCUUCUACCCUUCGGAUCCCCCCGCCACUGCUGCGGCCAAUGGCGGCGCCGCUAUCGCCAAUCCUUCCAUGCCGGGCGCCUAUGUUUUGACACCGCAAAACGUGCGGAUAUUGUCGCCCGCCAAUCCGGCGAGCACCGCGCUAAGCAGCACCGAGCCCGUCGUCGUCGAUGAUGCCCAACAGUCCGGCUUCGCUCCCGCCGCUACCCAUCAGCACCGCGAGCUGCCGCCGGUGCCGCACGCCAGCGUGUACUCUGAUGAGGUCGUCGUCGGCGAUAACUUCACCGACUACGGUGCGUCGUCCUCGUCUGCUGCACGUCCUCCGGUGCCUCCGCUGACGCUCACGGAUGUGCUGCUCCAAGUCGAUCAGCCUGCUGGUCGCGGCGGCUCGGUUCGGGCGCAGUAAGGAAGCACAAGCCGUGUCAGUGUCCGAGACCGAUCGAGGGGCUGCCGAUCGACUGCGAUUAUCUCAUGCGGUUCCUGCUUCGAGUACUCGACAUGUGGUCUUGUUUACCGUCUACUAGCUAUCCAUGAUGAUUAUGUAUGUUUUUUCUUUCCCAAAAUUCGGAAACAUUGUGUAUGUAUUAUCAAUUCAACUGGACUUGUGACGCC